Molecule: messenger RNA, 903 nt
Organism: Penicillium salamii
Lineage: Eukaryota; Fungi; Ascomycota; Eurotiomycetes; Eurotiales; Aspergillaceae
Source: the annotation of a GenBank genome assembly
AUGGAGCCAACGGUCCAUCCAAUCUUCGAGGCAAAGACCUGUUCAUGGCAAUAUGUAGUGGCCUGUCCGAAUACGAAAGAAGCCGCUAUCAUCGACCCAGUCUUGAACUUUGAGCCCUCGCUGUUUCGAAUCACUACGGAAUCGGCAGACGCCAUGAUCGAUUGCAUUAUGAAGCAUGGUUAUACCAUCAAAAUGAUACUGGAAACCCAUGCCCACGGAGACCAUCUCUCUGCCGCCUACUACAUCCAACAAGCUCUCUGGACUCGAGGCCAGCCGCAUGCCCUGAUCUGCAUCGGAGAAAACAUCACAGUGGUGCAAAGCUACUUCGCGCACAAAUAUCGGAUCCCAAGAGAAGAAAUCGAGGACGCCUUCAACCACCUCUUCCAACCCGAUGAGGUAUUCCACAUCGGCGACAUCGCCUGCACCGCGCUGCACCUGCCAGGACAUACACCAGACCACGGAGGUUAUCAAAUGGGGAACAACGUCUUUACUGGAGACACUAUGUUCAAUCCUGAUGUUGGGAGUGGACGGUGUGACUUUCCUGGUGGCGAUGCUCGGGCACUCUAUCAGUCAAUGAAACGCCUCCUUGCCUUCCCACCAGAAACAAAAUUAUACACUGGCCAUGAUUAUCCCCCUUGCAAUGAGUCCACGGCGCGAGACCCUCUCCCGUAUACUACGGUUGGUGACCAGCAAGUGAAAAACAAACAUGUGAAAAACGAUUCGUCGGAAGAAGAUUUCGUCCAUUGGAGGAACGAGCAAGACCAGGUGAUUCCGGAACUUAAGCUUGUUCAUCAAGCUAUGCAGGUCAAUGUGCGUGGAGGCAAGAUGCCAAGCAAGUCGCAUGAUGGAAAGGCAUAUAUGCUUUACCUGAUAGAAGUUCCGAGUGUGUUGUUGUCGGGUUAA